AGAAAGGAGAGCGAUUUUUGCUGCCGCACUGCAGGCGUGUGUUGGUUUCGUUUCUGCAGAAUGACAGCCUCGCUCCCUCCCGAACUGCCGCGUGUGAUGACGUCGGCAUCGUCUAGAGGUGCCGGCGCUCCAGAAGUGUGUUUACUCAUCGUAGGUAGCGAGAUAGGUCUUGUGGGGGAGGGGGGGGGGAGGGAGGAGGUGGAGUGGCUGGUGGUGGGGGUACGAUACGGGAGAGGGGAAGCAUGAUGGAGGAACAUUUCGGUCGGCUCCGCCUUUAAAACCUCCCGCCCAGCUGCUGGUGUGUUAAGUUGUGGUGCGUCGGAGUAUCUCGUAGGAGUGUACCGCACAGACACUGCGCUUGUUGGCCAUGGCGAUUGCCGGAAUCCUGCUCGCUGCCUUAGCUGUGGGGCUGCUCGCUUACUACAUCAUCAAGGUGGCGUAUGAUAAGCCCACCAACUUCCCACCAGGUCCCCCUAGAAUACCAAUAUGGGGCAGCUACAUCCAGCUGCUGCUGGAGAACUACAAGUUCCCAUACAAAGUGAUGCACGCCUUCACGCGCCGCUACAAGUCCAAACUGGUGGGCUUCUACUUUGGACCUCUUCCCGUGGUGGUCAUCAGCGACUAUGAGGCUGCCAAGGAGGCCUUGAACAACCCUGCUCUGCAGGGCCGGAUAUCCAAUAUCGCCAUCAAGCACAGGAUGCCACAUAAAGAACUUGGCAUCAACUUCCUGGAGGGCGAGGAGGCGAUGGAGCAGCGCCGCUUCAUGCUGAGGUACCUGCGAGACUUCGGCUUCGGGCGGAGAUCCGACAGGCUGGAAGCUGAGAUCGAGUCCGAGAUGAGGGAGCUGGUGGAGCUCAUCCGCUGUGGCACCGGAGACAAGGCUGUGAUGCAACCGUCAUCAUACGGGGAAGGCUGCCGGCGCGUGCUGUUGCCCGACGCAUUGUUCCCUGGCUUCAUCAACGGCUUCAUGCCAGUGGUGGCGGGCAGCCGGCUGCCGCGGUCAGCUGACGGGAUGUGCCGCCAUCUUGGGCUCGCGGGCCUGCAGGCAGCCAGGGCUGGGGACGCCACAGGUGGCUUCCUCACGCUGCACCCCACACUCAGCAGCAUCGCCCCCAAGAUGUCCGGCUACUGGGACACGGUCGAGUCUGCUGAGAAGAUCCUGGGCUACUUCCGUAAAGUCAUCCAAGAACACGAGAAGACAUACUCUGAUGAUCACAUGAGGGACUUCAUCGACAGAUACCUCAAGGAGAUAAAGGAGAGACAGAAGACAGGCGAACCCAGCACUUACUCCACUGACCAGCUGGGCGUCAUGAUGUUCGACACGUUCCUGCCGUCGUCCAUGGUGCAGUCCACAGUGCUGAGCUGGGCCCUCAUGUACGUCGCCUACUUCCCCGAGGUGCAGAAGCGGGUGCAGCAGGAGCUGGACUCCGUCAUCGGGCCUUCCAGGCUGCCCAACCUCAACGACCGCCCAAACUUGCCCUACACGGAGGCGACGCUCCGCGAGACGAUGAGGUUCCAGACGCUGCUGCCCAUCGGAAUUCCCCACAUGGCGCUGGACGACGCCAAACUCCAGGGCUACAACAUACCCAAGGGAUCUGUAGUGGUGACCAACCUGUGGAGCAUGCACAUGGACAAGGACGUGUGGGGAGACCCAGAUAGGUUCAGGCCAGAAAGGUUCAUCGGCCCAGAUGGGAAGAUCACCACCAAGGACUACACUCUGCCAUUUAGCACUGGCAAGCGAGUGUGUCCCGGGGAGACGUUCGCGCGGCAGAACAUGUUCCUGAUGCUGGCGACGAUCCUGCAGAACUUCUUCAUCCGGUCGGACGGGGUUCCGCCCCCCUGCAUCAGCAACAUCCCGGGGGUGGUCGAGACGCCGCCCGCUCUGUGGGUGGAGUUCCAGUCACGAUAGCUGCUCCCUGCACCCUGCACCUUGCACCCCACUCCAGGCUGACGAACAGCACCGUCAGUCUCACAACACAGGCAGAAGGCGAAUACAUGUUUAAAAUAGUGUCGCUUUACAGUGAACAAAAACAGAUUUCCAUGACAUCAAAUAUGGAAAUAAUACCCUUACUGCUAGCAGCAGAUGCUGUUCCUGUAUUGCUUUCCUAUAUAUAGGAGGCAUGACUUUUUCAUGUAUGUAUCCUAUGUUUACCAAAAUAAGCCACAUGUGUAUUUUAACCCUUUCAGACCUGACUUUUUUCUGGUGGAAGGAAAAUUUUUAUUUAUGUGGUAAUGCUCUUAGAUGACUUUUUAAAGAAUUUAUAUGCAAGUUUUAUACAAAAUUCUGUGCCUGAUUUCAAAACAUAUUUCGUACAUUUGACUUCAUUAUAUUGACCAAGAUACCUAAUUUCGAAAUUUUCUCUACUGUAGUAACUAGUAAAAUAUUCAUUCAAUAAUUAUCAUGCAAAAUAACAAUAACAAUAUUGGAUUAUACAGUGUAAGAUAUCGAACCAACCAUAACUGGGUAUACUGUUGUUCAUCAUUUGCUACACUGUCUUGCUGAUAUUUUCACAAUGAAGCCCAACAGUUCGCAGCACUUGUACAGGAUGGAAAGAUUGAACACUCACAAAUGUAUGCUUCAGGUUAACAUUGGUAAAAAAUACUUCUGCUCCAGCCAGGGCACAGUAAAAUUUAAUGUACACAAUUGUAGCCAGAGGGUCUGAAAGGGUUAAAACAUUUUAUCCUUGCACCAAAGCUUGUAAUGUAAUUUAAUUUUCAAUAAAAUUUUUCACUUAUAUUAAGGCACUUAUGACUACAAAAAAAGGCACCUGAAAAUUUCCUUUUAGAAACCUGCGACCGUAUUUGUCGAGCAGCACUGAAUUACCAUUAUGAGGUCAUCGUCAUUUUCUUGAUAUAAAACGAACACAUCUCGAAGCUACAGAAAACUCACUAUAUGUGGACGAAAUGCACCGUUGAGCUUCUCCAUCAAAAUACUAGCCUUACUGCUAGCAAUAGGUUAUGUUCCUGUAUUGCUUUUCAAUAUAUGGGAGGCAUGACUUUCUCAAGUAUGUAUCCUUUGUUUACAAAAAAACCACAUGUGUAUUUUAAAACAUUUUAUCCUUGCACCAAAGCUUGUACUGUAAUUUAAUUUUCAAUAUAAUUUUCACUUAUAUUAAGGCACUUAUGACUACAAACAAAGGCACCUGAAAUUCUUCCUUCUAGAAAUCUGCGACCGUAUUUGUCGAGCAGCACUGAAUUACCAUUAUGAGGUCAUCGUCAGUUUCUAGAUAUAAAACGAACACACCUCGAAGCUGCAGAAAACUCACUAGAUGUGGACGAAAUGCACCGUUGAGCUUCUGCAUCAAAAUAUUAGCCUUACUGCUAGCAACAGGUUAUGUUUCUGUAUUGCUUUUAAAUAUAUAGGAGGCAUGACUUUUUUAAAGUAUGUAUCCUUUGUUUACAAAAAAAAGUGUAUUUUAAAAAUUUUAUCAUUGCACUAAAGCUUGCACUCUCAUUUUAUUUUCAGUAAAUUUUUUCACUUAUAUUAAGGCACUUAUGACUACAAAAGAAGAGACCUGAAAAUUUACUUUUAGAAACCUGCGACCGUAUUUGUCGAAAAGCACUGAAUUACCAUUAUGAGGUCAUCGUAAUUUUCUUGAUAUAAAACGAACACACCUCGAAGCUGCAGAAAACUCACUAGAUGUGGACGAAAUGCACCAUUGAGCUUCUCCGUCAAAAUAUUAGCCUUACUGCUAGCAACAGGUUAUGUUCCUGUAUUGCUUUUCAAUAUAUAGGAGGCAUGAUUUAUUUCAAGUAUGUAUGCUUUGUUUACAACAAAAAUCUGUAUUUUCAAUUCAUUUUUUCGUUACACCAAAGCUUGUACUGUAAUUUAAUUUUCAAUAAAAUUUUCACUUAUAUUAAGGCA
Schistocerca gregaria is the source of this 3865-nucleotide messenger RNA. RefSeq names its product probable cytochrome P450 304a1. The transcript is spliced from 9 exons. Bases 368 to 1909 code for a protein of 513 amino acids. Gene Ontology annotation, molecular function: iron ion binding; heme binding; monooxygenase activity. NCBI's taxonomy places the organism in Eukaryota, Metazoa, Arthropoda, Insecta, Orthoptera, Acrididae. The record is from RefSeq and is a predicted model, not a curated record.